CUCAAUCACAACAAAACAAAAGAUCCUCACGUAUUACCAGUUCACGCACUAGCUUUGGUACUAAUGUUAAACCCUCUUCAUCAGGAGGCUCUUCCUCCUCUUCAUCGAGUGGUGUCAAUUUCGAUUGUCCCGAAGAGUUUGGCUACUAUCCCCAUCCCACCGAUUGUACUCAGUAUUAUGUGUGCGUUUUCGGUGGUGCCUUAUUGGAAAGUUGUACUGGUGGUCUUAUGUACUCUCAUGAGUUACAGACAUGUGAUUGGCCCCGUAAUGUAGGCUGCGAAGUGGUCGAUACUCAUGAACGUCGUCCACAACAACAACAGCAGCAGCAACAGCACAGCCAGCAACAUCAACAACAAACUAAUGCUAAUCAACAUGUACCAAGUAGAGUACGUUUUGGUUCGGCCUUUACCAGUCCCCAAGAGGUGAGAACUCAGCAACCUCAACAGGUUUUGAAAGCUACUGUACCACCUCAAUAUCAUCGACAACCACCACAGGUUAUUCAGGCUCAAGUGCAGACAAUAUCGCAACAGUCGGAAAAUUCGAAUCCCAUAAUUACAUCUAGAGGGCAACCUAAACAUUUGCUAGAGGCUCAAGAAGAAAUUGCUAAGCUCUAUGCUGAUGCCCAUGAAUCCUUGUUACCCGUCGAGGAAGAAGAAAGUGAUCGUCAGCAACGUGUUUAUCGUGGUCAACCCAGUACUGUGAGUCAAGUGCAAAAGGAUCGUGAUGGUAUCAUACAUCAAGCCAGUAUCAAUGCCAUACCCAAUAAUGACAAAUUCAGUUCAUACAAUUUCGGUACACAAUACCGUAUUGAAACCUCAUCUCCAUCAUCAUCAUCCAUACAAUUGGCUACACCGCCAACCAUUUUUAUACAAACGGCUAGACCACCAACCAUACAACAACAACAACACCAACAUCAACCCCCACAACAACAGCAACAACAAGUUAUUGUUGAAACUAUACCAUCAACACAAACUCAAAAUCGUAAUCAACAACAACAUCAAUAUCAACAACAACAACAAUUAUCACCACCAUUACCAACAUUAGCUCAACCCCAACCAUUUAGUCAGAAUCGUAAUUAUUAUAAUACAUCAGCGUCUUAUAAUCAUAAUAACAAUAACAAUAAUAAUUAUCCAAAUCAUAAUGUUGUGUCUUAUAUACCACAACAACAACAACCACAACAAAUACCUUUACAACAUUCAUUACAAAAUCAGCAACAACAACAACAAACCCAACAACAACAAUCAUUAAUAACACAAAACGAUAAUGUUCAACAAUCUGAACAAAGUCCUUAUGAUACUUAUUAUUCUGUUUAUGACGAUGAUAUUGAUUUGUAUAGGGAUAUAGAAUAUCAACAACAACAGCAGCAGCAACAACAACAACAACGUCAGCAGCAGCAACAACAUCGUCCACAACCUCAACAACAACAAUAUCAACAGCCUAUAAGAUCCCAACCCCAACAAUCGACUUAUCGCCCAUUGGAAAUAUUUACAACACCAGCACCGCAAUCACAGCUCCCUGCGCUACGAGAAACUUAUAAACCCCAACAACCUAAACCCCAGGAAAGACCCACCUAUCAAACAAAUCAACAAGCCUUGGUAUAUAACGCGGACUAUGACGAUGAUUUGAUAGCACAAAUCGAACAAGAUAACGCCUACGAUCAACCCACUAGAUCACCACCAUCAAGGAAAGAACAAGUAUCUAUACAAACUUUAGGUAGUGGUCCCUCUUCGACCGUGCGCAGCCUGAUUAAUGGAAAUGAUGAGCGCAAUUAUUAUAGUACUUUAACCACACCAUUGCCCCCCUUAAAUCUUAAUGAUCCCGAUGAAUAUAUUUACGAAACGGAAUAUGUAGAUGAUCCCGAUUAUUAUUAUAAUGAUAAAUUACAUACACCGGCGCCUACUUUAACGACCUAUAAACCUAAAGUUAGGACCCAAAUAAAUGACAAUCACAAUGAUGAUCAGGACUACAAUAUAAUUGGUACAAAAUUACAAAGUACACAGAAUACGAAACCAAAGAAUAGAAUAAAUACCAGGCCGGAAAUUAUUCUAUCAACUCCAGUGUCCACGAUUAGAACUACCAGACCUACAACGACGGCUUCAACAUCAACCAGUACUAGUUCCACCACCACUACUACCACAACUACUACAACAACCACCACUACAACAACACCCAAACCUUCAACCACAAAAAUAAGUAAAACUACCAGUCCUUCAGUCACCACAACUAAAUCAAGAUCCAAACAAACGCAUGCAAAUAAAAAAUUACAACAACAACAACCAGAACUACAACAACAACAAAAGUCACAAAAACAUUUUAGACCAGAACCCAACACACAAUUCCAGACAACAACAACAUCAACAACUCCCUCCACUACUACUACCACCACCACUCCAUAUCCCACUUCAGCCCAAUCCCCCAACUUAUAUAACCCAAUUACCUCUAAACCUAAACUUCCUCAACAUAUCCCUCAAACGGUUGUUAACGAACCGGAAAUUUCCACGGCAAGAGUAAUUGCACAAACAUAUCCACACUCUAGACAGGUGCUAGCAUCCAAAAGUUCAAGAACUCACAAGGAUGCCAAUUUACAGAGUCUAGAAGAUGUUGAGACUGUGUUCGAUGAGAGUCAAAAUGUUCAAGUACAAAGUGCUGAGCCACCAAAAAGUCGCAAUUCCGGUACUCAUUAUAAAACAAACACACAACAUGAUCGAGGUGCUUAUGCCUCCGAAAACUAUGCUACCAGUCCGCGCGGUAAUCAUGUGCGUUCGCAAACCGAUAAGUCGGCUAACGAAUUCAAAGCAAAAAGUUACGAUAUAUAUGGUGGACUUAAAAGCAAUGAAUUUACCGAGGAUAAGAAAUCUAAAACAAAUUUCAAAGAUGUUAAAACGCAAAUCAAAAACUAUGUUAUAUCAGAUGUGGCACCACAAAGUUUCAAACCACCCUCAACGGAAAUAAAUGCCAGAGGCAAAUUGGAAUCAGAAGAAGAGGUGGAGGUAUUAAAUGGUGCCAGUUCUUCCACUACACUAAGAUAUCCGGGAACGUUUAAAACUUCAACGGAAGCCAAACCAUUUGAGUAUAGUUUGCAAACGGGUAAAAAUGGUUUUACCUUAAGAGCCCAGCAUUUGCCUCACAUAGAAGAAAGCUCAAAGCCUUUAUAUGAAAGAAGACCAGCCAUACAAUACUUUAGUAUACCCUCAACAAGUUCAACCACACUCAAGACCACAACGCCAACCACAACUACAAGUUCUACAACAACAACUACCACCACUACAGAAGCUCCUACAACUAAACCUACCACAACCACUACCACCACCACCACAGAAAAGCCAAUAUUUAAGCCUCAUACGGAAAUAGUUUAUGUAGAAACCUACUAUGAUGAUGAUAUACAGCCCACUACAUAUGCACCUCCUUUAAGAACAUGGCGCAAUGGUAGACCAACCAUACAAACUAUACCACCAACUUCAACUAGCACUUUUAGUUCCAGAGCACAAACUUUCUAUGAUUAUAGCUAUAGAAUACCAACGGAAUCUAGUAAAUUACAAUCGUUGGCUAAGGAAUACUUACCCAGAACAACAAGCACCAGUUCCAGCACAACUAUAACAACAAUUACUACAACCACCACGCCCAAACCUACAACAACUACUACUACAACCACAACGCCCAAGCCGACAACAACAACCUCUACCACAACGCCUAGAACUACAACUACUUCCACUACUACUAGCACUACUGAAAGACCCAUACAAACAUUUACCGCUAGAUCGGCUAAUUUCAAAGAUAAUUUACAAAAAACUACCACAUUAGCCAGUCAACGAUUUGUAUCGCCAUUUAAGAGUUUAGAAACUUUGUUACAAAAAGAUGAAAGAUCAUCAUUUUCGAAUGUGAGACCCACAAUUAAACCGAAAUAUUUCACCCAACCCAGUACACAACAUCCAUUUUUGCAGACCACUAGUAAACCCUUAAGAAGCUACUUUAUAAUAACUUCCCCACCGAAAAAUAUCAAUGAGACCUUAAUUGCCACAAUGGCCACAAAUACAAGAAAUAUCAGUAUAAGUGAUGUAGUAAUUGGAAGUCUAAGAAAUAGCAAUAAUAAGGCUAGUCUAAGUACAACAACUACGACCACAAGCAGCACUACAACGACCACUAAAGCGCCAACAACCACCACCACCACUGAAAGUACCACACCCACCACUAUAUCGACCAUAUUGAAUACCUCCUCUUUAAGAGUCUACAGCCAUAAUCGUAAUGAUGUUUCCGAAAGACCUAGACCAAGGGGUAGAUCAAGGUAUACAGCUGCCACUGCUACUAAUCUAUUGGAAAGGGAUGAACCUACAACCUAUGCACCAAAACAACGUUUCAAACCUGUUGCCGAAGAAAUUACUACUACCACAGCCCCAGGUGCUCAACUACAGGGCAGACGUAAGAUACAAAGAGCACGUAUAGCGGCUCUACAAAAUCAAAGAAUUCCUACGGUAAAUACCAUAAAACCCAGAGAAAAUUAUCAAAGCUUUAAGCAAGAGCUUAAAAAGCAUUAUGAAAAUGAAGCUUUAGAUCAACAUCCAAGAGCCGAAGCUUUAAUAGCCGGUCCGGGAUUGAAUAAUCAAGAUAACAGUAUUGAAAGCACUAAAUCAACUGAGACCACAGAAAAAGAAACCGCCAUAACAGAGAGGCCAUUGAAAUAUUACUACUCCAAUAAGUAUAGACAACAAACCGGAGAACAUACAUUGGCCGAAAGUUUACAAAAUGCUGGCUAUAUAACAUCCUCCACAAAACCGGGAAAUACUAAAUUUAAAACCUCUUCGGUACUCGAACAAUUGCAGUUAUUCUUGGCCGGUGUGGAUAGUGAUGAAAAUGAAUCAUCCUCACCGCAAUUUGUGAAUGAAUUUUCCGAACCUGAAAUUAAAGCAGCAGUACAAGAAAUUAAAAAUCUCUAUGCUUCCACCGGACAAAGACCUUCAUGGACUACGACUACCACUACGACCUUAAGACCUACCACUACCGCCAAACCCCCUACCACUGCCUAUAGCACUAGCACGGCAUUACAAACAACUAAUUUGAAUACUUUACAACACUCAAGCACACACCACACGACCACACCCACUACAACAACAGCUACAACAAAAACAUCUGCUACAGCUAAAGCCACCACACAAAAAUCAAAUCAAAUUAGUUUCACUUCACCGACAACCACAACCACGCCUAAAUACUUUCCCAAAUUUCCAUCCUCAACCUAUAGUUAUUUAACUUCCUCGUCUUCCUCCUCAACUACAACAACUACAACAUCAACUACUACUACUACAACAACAACACCGCAACCAUCACCAUCACAACCUCCUGCUUAUGCCUACUCCAGUCAAACAAACAAACAUUCAACAGCGGGAGCAGCAUCUUCAUCCUCGGGUAACAUACCACCAGCUCGUGUCUCUAGAGUCAAUAACGCUCUUAAAUCAUCAAUAGCAGCAGCUGCUACUGCCUCCCCCUCCUCUUCCUCCUCGCUCAAUGGUAACAAUAAUGCUGGGCCUAAUUCCUCCUCAGCGGCAGCGGGAAGAUCAAAUAAUAAAUUCUCUUUGGGUUCUACGGUUAAAUGUUCUGAUACUACGUCCAAUGCUAAAUGCAAUGAAAUCCCUACGAGAAUCAAUUCGAAUAGCAACAGGAAUCGCGGUAAUUCAGCUUAUCAAGGGGAUCGUGAUGCGGCACCAGUAACUAGCAAUCGUGGAACACAUCCACCACGUACUCGUCCCACAUUGAAACCUUCCGGUACAAUUGUGAGCAAAGCUCAAGAAUUUGUUGAUAUCUAUAAAAAUCCUCCCUCCAGACCCGAGCCCCUCUAUCCACAACCUCAACCUGAUAAAACCGCAGCCAAAUGUCGUAAAGAUGUGUGUCUAUUACCCGAUUGUUAUUGUGGUGGCAGAGAUAUACCCGGAGAUUUAAAAUUGGAAGAAGUUCCUCAAAUAGUAUUGAUAACAUUUGAUGAUGCUGUUAGUACUCUAAAUAUUGAUUACUAUGAUGAAAUAUUUAAUAAUGAAACACGUAAAAAUCCAAAUGGUUGUCCCAUCAGGGGCACAUUUUAUGUAUCACACGAAUGGACCGAUUAUGGUAUGGUCCAAGAUUUAUAUGCGGAUGGCCAUGAAAUGGCUUCACAUACCGUAUCGCACAGUUUCGGUGAACAAUUCUCGCAAAAGAAAUGGACUCGUGAAGUAGCUGGACAACGUGAAAUCUUAGCAGCCUAUGGUGGUGUUAAACUAUCCGAUGUCAGAGGCAUGCGUGCUCCUUUCUUAUCAGUGGGUGGCAAUAAAAUGUACAAAAUGUUAUACGAUUCCAAUUUCACUUAUGAUUCCUCAAUGCCUGUCUAUGAAAAUCGUCCACCAUCUUGGCCCUAUACUUUGGAUUAUAAAAUUUUCCACGAUUGUAUGAUUCCACCCUGUCCUACCAAGAGUUAUCCCGGUGUUUGGCAAGUACCAAUGGUUAUGUGGCAAGAUUUGAAUGGUGGUCGUUGUUCUAUGGGUGAUGCUUGUUCGAAUCCUUCAGAUGCUGAGGGUGUAACGAAAAUGAUCAUGAAGAAUUUCGAAAGACAUUAUACAACAAACAGAGCUCCAUUUGGUUUGUUCUAUCAUGCUGCUUGGUUUACUCAACCUCAUCAUAAAGAAGGUUUCAUUAAAUUCUUGGAUGCUAUCAAUGCCAUGCAAGAUGUUUGGAUUGUUACCAAUUGGCAGGCUCUACAGUGGGUCAGAGAUCCUACGCCCAUUUCUAGAAUCAAUUCAUUCCAACCCUUCCAGUGUGAUUAUUCGGAUCGUCCCAAACGCUGCAACAAUCCUAAAGUAUGUAAUCUUUGGCAUAAAUCUGGUGUUCGUUACAUGAAGACCUGUCAACCCUGUCCAGACAUAUAUCCAUGGACCGGCAAGACUGGCAUACGAUCAUCACGUAUCGAUAACGACAUUGAAGAUUCAGCGUAAAUAACAACUAAUUCAAAAUAUCCAUACAAAAAGUAAUAAUUUUUUAUUUAAAAAUAAAUUUUGAAAAAAUUUUAUUUAUGGCACAAAAUAUUUAGAUAUUCAAAAUUAUAUUCAUAAAGACAUUCACUCGUUUUUCUUUUUUCAAAUAAAAUUAAAAUCAUUAAAAAAAAUUAAGCACAAAUUAUAAAGUUUCUAAGUAAAAAAAAGCAAAAAUUUAACAUAUAAAAUAAUAAUUUAGUUAAGGAAUUUUUUUUUUUUUUUUUUUUGUAUAGGAAAAUUUUCAAUUUAAACUAAAAGUUAUGGAAAUUUAGUAACAACCCAAUAAUUGUUAAAAGAAUUUAUAUAUUUAUUACAUUUUUGCAUUUCGGUGUGUUUUUAUUUAGAACUAUUUUUUUUUUUUAUUUUUGUUAAACCAAAUUAUUUAUUCAAAAUUUUGUUUAUUAUUUUUUUUUUAUUAAUUUUAUAAAUAAGUUUUAGUUUUUAAUUUAAAUAUUAGAAAAUUUAAAACAAAACAAAAAACAACUUAUUUCAUAAUUAAUUCAUUUGUUUUCUUUGUAAAAACAUUAAUAUGGCCACAUUUAAGCGCAAUAUUAGUUUUUAAUUAAUAACUUUUUUGUUUAAACUUUUACAACAUUUAUAACAUCAAAUUAGUUUUAUUAAACAAAAUUUUUAAAUGUUUCUCUUGUAAAAUAUUGUAAAAAAAAAUUAUUUCAUAUUUUUGUCAUUUCUUAUUUUUUUUAACUAUAACGAGUGUAUUAUAAUUAUAAUAUAAAUAAAUUUUAAUUAUAAGUCGUCAUAAAACAUAGUAUAGAAUAUGUGAUAAUGAAAACUUUUUUAAGAUAUUAAACGAAAAAAAAAACACAUUAAACUAAAAUCCUAAAAGUGAAAAUGUCCCUAAACAUUAUUUUUUUCACAUUUCAUAGACCACAAAAAAAUCAAAAUACUCAUCCAUUAAUGCAAAUGUGUAUGUACCCCCUUUUCUUAUGUUUUUAUCCUUAUCUUAUUCAUUUGAUUAUUGUUUUUUUUUUAUUUUACAAUUAUUAUUGUAUUAUUUAUCAUUUUAUGUAAUUUUAAAGUUGCUUUUUUUCUUAAAUAAAUUUUUCAUAUUUUAACAUAA
Messenger RNA from Lucilia sericata (common green bottle fly), 8067 nucleotides. It is a transcript of the gene Cda5, whose product is annotated as putative mediator of RNA polymerase II transcription subunit 26. Gene Ontology annotation, biological process: carbohydrate metabolic process. The transcript has 12 exons. Gene Ontology annotation, molecular function: hydrolase activity, acting on carbon-nitrogen (but not peptide) bonds. Bases 228 to 6950 code for a protein of 2240 amino acids. The record is from RefSeq and is a predicted model, not a curated record. NCBI's taxonomy places the organism in Eukaryota, Metazoa, Arthropoda, Insecta, Diptera, Calliphoridae.